Messenger RNA from Cannabis sativa, 3289 nucleotides. Its product is annotated as protein transport protein SEC23 E. Gene Ontology annotation, cellular component: COPII vesicle coat; endoplasmic reticulum exit site. The record is from RefSeq and is a predicted model, not a curated record. Gene Ontology annotation, biological process: COPII-coated vesicle cargo loading; intracellular protein transport; COPII-coated vesicle budding. The transcript is spliced from 12 exons. Gene Ontology annotation, molecular function: GTPase activator activity; zinc ion binding. NCBI's taxonomy places the organism in Eukaryota, Viridiplantae, Streptophyta, Magnoliopsida, Rosales, Cannabaceae. The coding region runs from base 233 to 2581 and encodes 782 amino acids.
UAUGAUAAAGUUAAAUUUAAAAACAAAUAAUAGAAAGAAAAAAUAUAUAUAUAUUUUCUGGUAAUUCAGAAUCGUUGAAUACAAAUCGAGAAAGAAAUCCUCUUCUUCUUCUUCAUCGAUUCAGUCUUUGAUAGGUCAAAUCCAAAUCAAAAUCCAAAUCAAAUUCACAAUUUUGAUUAUAUAAUCAACAACGAUCCAAUCAAUCCCCAAAUUCUUCUCUUCAGAAAAAAAAAUGUCGGAGAUGGCCAACACAGAUCCCGAGGGUAUCGACGGAGUACGGAUGACCUGGAACGCAUGGCCACGAACCAAGGUUGAAGCAAGCAAGUGCGUGAUUCCACUCGCGGCUUGCAUCUCUCCGAUCCGACCUCAUCCUGACAUUCCUUCUCUUCCUUAUACUCCUCUCCGUUGUAAGACUUGUGCUUCGGUUCUUAACCCUUACGCUCGUGUUGAUUUCACUGCUAAGAUCUGGAUCUGUCCUUUUUGUUUUCAGAGGAAUCAUUUUCCUCCUCAUUAUGGUAUGAUCUCUGAUAUUAAUUUGCCUGGUGAGCUUUAUCCUCAAUACACUACGGUUCAGUAUGUUCUUCCUGAAUCUGCUAACCCUAAUGAUGUUGUUAGUGGUGGUGUUUCGCAAUCGAAUUUACCUCCGCCUGUGUUUUUAUUCGUUUUGGAUACUUGUAUGAUUGAGGAGGAGAUGGGGUUUGUUAAAUCUUCAUUGUUAAGGGCCAUUGGACUUUUGCCGGAGAAUGCACUUGUUGGAUUUGUAUCGUUUGGUACUCAAGUUCAGGUUCAUGAAUUGGGUUUCAGUGAUAUGUCUAAGGUCUAUGUGUUUAGAGGUAAUAAGGAGAUUCCAAAAGAACAGGUUUUGGAACAAUUGGGUCUUGGGAUUCCCGGUAGGAGACCUGUAGGGGCCACCGCCGGUGGCUAUCAGCCGAAACCUGUUCAAAACGGGUUCCCUGGUUCCGGUAUUGAUCGGUUUUUGUUGCCUGCUUCUGAUUGCGAAUAUACACUCAAUUCGGUAUUGGACGAGUUGCAAACGGAUCAGUGGCCUGUGCCACCUGGUAGCAGGGCAUCGCGGUGCACUGGGGUGGCGUUGAGUGUUGCAGCAGGAUUGCUUGGAGCUUGUUUGCCUGGUACUGGAGCUCGCAUUGUUGCUUUGGUUGGAGGUCCAUGCACGGAAGGGCCUGGAUCGAUUGUAUCAAAGGAUUUGUCUGAUCCAGUUCGCUCCCAUAAAGAUCUGGACAAAGAUGCUGCACCAUAUUUUAAGAAAGCAGUCAAAUUUUAUGAAGGUCUUGGAAAGCAGCUUGUUAGCCAGGGUCAUGUUUUAGAUGUGUUCGCAUCUGCCCUUGAUCAGGUUGGUGUUGCAGAAAUGAAGGUUGCAAUUGAGAAAACUGGUGGUCUUGUUGUUCUAUCUGAAAGUUUUGGUCACUCUGUAUUUAAAGAUUCAUUUAAGCGCAUUUUUGAAGGAGGAGAACAAUCUCUUGGCCUUUGUUUCAAUGGUACACUCCAGAUAAACUGUUCGAAGGACAUCAAAAUUCAGGGAAUAAUUGGUCCCGUCACUUCUUUAGAGAAGAAAGGGCCUUCUGUUGCUGAUACCACAAUUGGUGAAGGAAAUACAACCGAAUGGAAGAUGUGCGGUCUUGACAAGAGUACUUGCUUGACAGUGUUCUUUGAUUUGUCAUCAAGUGAUCGGUCAAAUACACCGGGAGCUGUAAAUCCACAGCUGUAUUUGCAAUUUCUCACCAGGUAUCAAAACACAGACGGUCAAAUGAUGCUUCGAGUUACCACUGUUUCUAGGGCAUGGAUAGAUACUGCCAUAAGCUCAGAGGAACUGGUGCAAGGAUUUGAUCAAGAGACAGCUGCUGUAGUAAUGGCUAGAAAGACAUCUUUAAAGAUGGAGACAGAGGAAUCAUUUGAUGCUACAAGAUGGUUGGAUAGGUCUUUGAUUCGUCUGUGUUCCAAAUUUGGCGAAUACCGAAAGGAUGACCCUUCCUCCUUUAUGUUAAAUCCAUGCUUUUCAUUGUUCCCUCAAUUCAUGUUUAAUCUACGGCGGUCACAAUUUGUGCAGGUGUUCAACAACAGUCCUGAUGAGACUGCCUAUUUCCGUAUGUUACUCAAUCGUGAGAAUAUUACCAAUGCUGCUGUCAUGAUUCAACCAUCACUAAUGUCGUAUUCAUUCAAUUCACCACCUAGACCCGUUUUGCUAGAUGUAGCAUCUAUUGCUGCCGAUCAAAUUCUUUUGUUAGAUUCAUAUUUUAGUGUUGUCAUUUUCCACGGAAUGACCAUUGCUCAGUGGCGUAAUAUGGGAUACCAUACUCAGCCAGAGCACCAGGCAUUUGCAGAAUUGUUGCGAGCUCCUCAUGCUGAUGCCGAUAUGAUCAUCCAUGAACGUUUUCCUGUCCCAAGAUUGGUGGUAUGCGAUCAACAUGGUUCCCAGGCACGUUUCUUAUUAGCGAAACUGAACCCGUCAGCUACCUAUAAUAACGCCAACGAAAUGGCUGCUGGGUCGGAUGUAAUCUUUACCGAUGACGUGAGUCUACAAGUUUUCUUUGAACAUUUGCAGAGACUGGCCGUGCAAUCCUAAGAGCAAAGAAAAGAAAAAACAAAGAAAAGAAGAGUAAAAGUACUCCACGAAAAAACUGCUCCGGUUUUCGGUGUGGGGGAAAUUCCUCUGGUUUUUUCCUAUCCUCAUGUCAUUCCAUUCCAUCCAAUUUAUUAUUAAAAAAAAAAAAAAAAAACCUUUCUUUCUUUCCAUUGUAUUUAAAGAUGAAGAGUUACUCAGACCAGAGACCCCACAUUGAUUUAUCAAUAAAGAAAGAACAAAAAAAAAAGCACAUUCUUUGGGGGGGUUGCUGGUGAAGGUAAUUUCUUUUACUUCCAUUAUAGAAUAACUAGCAAAGGUUAGUUCUUUUUUUUUUUUUUAAUUCAUAUGGAAAGAAAGUCAUGAAUGAGGGUAAGGAAAAGGAAGGAAGUUGAGUCUGAAAUUUUCUCUUCCUUUUCUUAUUUUCGGUUUUUCGGGUUAACUGGUUUGGAAAGUAAGUUUCUGUCUGCAUGAAUUUUUUUUAAGUUAUAUGCUGUGAGAUGAGGGGUACAUUACAUGUUAGUAGGGUUGUUUUGUAUUUUCAGACUUUGUUUUUAGCUCAAUAUGACUUAAUUGUUCAUCAAUUUAGGUUAUGUUUUUUGUUUUAUGAAAGAGAGUGCAUUUUUUUUUGGAAAUUUGAUGUAGCUUAAAACUUAAAAAGCCUAUGCCUUGUUGGCCUGUUAUAUGGAUUUUGGUUUAUCAGAUGUUUAA